Molecule: messenger RNA, 1380 nt
Organism: Pseudozyma flocculosa PF-1
Lineage: Eukaryota; Fungi; Basidiomycota; Ustilaginomycetes; Ustilaginales; Ustilaginaceae
Exons: 4
Coding region: 1-1380 (459 amino acids)
Cellular component (GO): endomembrane system
Molecular function (GO): acyltransferase activity
Source: RefSeq, a predicted model, not a curated record
AUGGCCACCGCGCAACGCCCCGACGGAGGCGGGCCUUCGCCCGCUAACCCUCCCCUGAAGACGCCCGAAGCCUACACGAUCCCCAUCUCGUCUCGCGCGCCGCAGUCGACGCUCGUGCAGACGAUCCUGUUUGCGGUGGUGUUCAACUUCUGCAUCCUCUCUGCCAACCUGGUCCAGAUUCUCGCCUUUCCCCUGUCGCUCCACCCCAACACGCAGCCCUAUUUCGUCGCCAUCAUCCGCUAUACCAAGCUGGCGUUUGGACGUGCGCUGCUGGUCAUUUCACAGUUCUUUGGGCCCACCCGGCUCGUCCUCAGCUUUGGCGACGGCAAGGGCGGGUACCUCGACCCGGAGCAGUUUGUGCAGCGCGACAAGCAGAGCGGCAAGGUGCAGCAUGUCGAUCUACCCAGGAAGAGCGUGUGGAUGUCCAACCAUCAGGUCUAUACCGACUGGCUCUACCUCUGGUGCCUCGCCUACUACUCUGACCUCGCCGACUCGAUCCUCAUCAUCCUCAAGAAGAGCCUGAAGUGGGUUCCCUUUGUCGGAUGGGGCAUGCAGUUCUUCCGCUUCAUCUUCCUCGCCCGCAACUGGGCGGCCGACCAGGGGCCCCUCGCACAGCAGCUCGAGGAGGUCGCUGCGCACCGCAUCGACGAAACCGAGGCGACCAAGAAGCUCCUCCUCCUCAUCUUUCCCGAGGGCACCCUCGUCUCGCCCAACACGCGGCCGCUCUCGAAAAAGUACGCCGACAAGAUGGGGUACGAGGACCUGGAGAACCUGUUGCUGCCCAGGAGCACCGGGCUGUUCUUCUGCCUGCGGACGUUGGGCAGGGAGGUCGACGACCUCUGGCUUGUGGACUUCACCACGGGCUACCCCGGCAUCCCUCCCGCUGGCUACGGUCAGAGCUACUACACGCUUCGCUCGGUCUUUAUGCAAGGCGUUCCCCCGCCGGCGGUCCACCUGCACUUCACCAUGACGCGUCUGACGGCGCCCAAGGGGACGACGUCGUUCAACCCGGCCUCGGUCUCGUCGAUCUCGACUUCGGACCUCGACGUCCCGGCGCUGGGCGACUUGUCGAGCAAGGACUCGAGCGAGGCCGAGAAGAAGGCAUUCGAUGAGUGGCUGCGCAACCGCUGGAUGCAAAAAGACGAGCUGAUGCGCAGCUUCUACAGGCACGGCGACUUUGUCCAGGGCGCCUUUGACAAGGUCGCCAAGGAGCGCGGCCUAGAGACCAAACGGGACGACAGCGGUAGGUUUGUCGUUGUCCCCGCCGAGCUCAGGAGCCUGAGCGAGGUCGGCGAUGCGUGCUGCUGGGGCCUGGGCAUCGUGGGCGCCUGGUAUGCCGCCAAGACGCUGGCAUGGGCCUGGAGCUUCUUCAAGCAGUAG